Pyricularia grisea is the source of this 1914-nucleotide messenger RNA. RefSeq lists its product as uncharacterized. Gene Ontology annotation, biological process: error-prone translesion synthesis. Gene Ontology annotation, cellular component: nucleus. Bases 1 to 1914 code for a protein of 637 amino acids. The transcript is spliced from 2 exons. Gene Ontology annotation, molecular function: damaged DNA binding; DNA-directed DNA polymerase activity. NCBI's taxonomy places the organism in Eukaryota, Fungi, Ascomycota, Sordariomycetes, Magnaporthales, Pyriculariaceae. The record is from RefSeq and is a predicted model, not a curated record.
AUGAUAGCCACGGGCAAAAGCGAGAUGUCCGAUAACGCCGAGAAGGGCCUUGAACCGCCUCCUGAGAAUGAAAAGGAAAAGGAGCACAAAACACUCAAAUAUUCCUUAUUGGGGCCAUCUCUUCUCAAGGCUGGACAGGACUCUGUGGAUCAGGCAAAGGGGCAGGUCUCGGAAAUAAUAUACAAUGCAUCCAAGAACUCCAAGUUUUUCCUUCGCGAGGAGCAAAAGGACAAGAUAUUGACGGAAAAGAUCGCCCGGAUCCAGGCCAAAAAGGCUCGGCUGGACAACCUGGACCUGUCUCGCGACCUCCGCCUGGCCGACGCCUACAUCGCCGAGCGCGAGCUCAGCCGGGACCUGACGCAGGUGAUUGUGCACGUGGACUGCGACGCCUUCUACGCCGCCGUGGAGCAGUUGGACCGUCCGGAGCUGGCCAAAGUCCCCUUUGCGGUCGGCGGCGGCGUGCUCACGACGUGCAACUACGUCGCUCGCACCUUUGGCUGCCGCUCCGGAAUGGCCGGCUUCGUGGCCAAGAAGCUCUGCCCAGAUCUCGUCUGCAUCAAGCCAAACUUUGAAAAGUACACGGCAAAGGCACAGGAGGUCAGGAAGGUGCUGGCGAGGUACGAUCCGAGGUUUGAGAGCGCCAGCAUCGACGAGGCGUACCUCAACAUCACGCAGUACUGUGCCGACAACAACCUGGAGCCCGGGGAGGCGGUCGAGCAGAUGCGCCGCGAGGUUCAUCUCACCACAAACAUCACAGUAUCGUCCGGGGUAGCUGCCAAUGCAAAGCUGGCAAAGAUCUGCGGAAACAUCAAUAAGCCCAACGGGCAGUAUGUGUUGCCCAGUGACAGGUCUGCCAUUAUGGAGUUUAUGCGUGAUCUCCCGUGUCGAAAGGUCAACGGCAUAGGCAGAGUCUUGGAGAGGGAGCUGCAAGCUGUCGGCGUCUCGACUUGCGGUGACAUCUACCCUCAGCGCAAAUACUUGGCGCAGCUUUUCGGCGAGAAGGCCUUCAAGUUUUUGAUAGACUGCUAUCUGGGGCUGGGCAGGACCAAUGUUCAGCCCGCCGAGGAGUAUGAGCGCAAAAGCGUAGGUACAGAGAGCACUUUCAAUUCAAUCAGCGAGCCUGGCGAUCUACGAAAAAAACUUAGAUACACGGCCGAAGAAUUAGAAAAGGAUCUGAAGCGAGCAGAGGUCAAAGGCCGCACGCUGGUCAUCAAAAUCAAACUGCACACUUUUGAAGUGUACACACGUCAAGUAAUCCUGCCGCGGUCCAUACACCUCGCAGAAGACCUGUACAACUUUUCGCUGCCGAUGCUCGCGAGGCUGGAGAAGGAAAAACCUGGCUUUUCCUGCCGGCUCAUGGGGCUGAGGUGCACAAACCUCGUCAGCACCAAGAAGCCCGACACGGCCGCAUUUUUCGGUAUGAGGGCACAGCGGUCAGGGUCUGGCGAUACAGAUGUAGCAAAUGAGGGCGUCGAUGAGACGUCGGCAGACGCUGGCUUUGAAAUGGACGAGGGAGAGUGGGAGCAAUGGCCCGAGGAUGAGUUCAGUGAGGGUGUCGAAGUCAACGAGCCGGAGCGAGAAUCCCACGGCUCAACUCCGUACCUGAAAAACGGCAAGGUUAUCAUGCUCAACCCCAAACCUGCCAAAGACCCUCCACCAGAAGAGGAAUUAUGGGACUGCCCGAUCUGCGCACGGCCUCAGACCGCCAACGAACGAGAUUUCAACGAGCACAUCGACAUGUGCUUGUCGAGGCAAGCAAUAAGGGAGACGGUCCAGCAAGAAGCGCGCAAGCCUGCUCUUGCAGAAGACGGAUCGGCUUUGGAAAGCCGACGACCUAAGCAGUUGCCGGAACGAAAACGAGGCAGAGCACCCAAGAACCCAGAUCCCAAGCAAAAGAAGAUUCGUUUUGGAUGA